Molecule: messenger RNA, 1894 nt
Organism: Schizosaccharomyces octosporus yFS286
Lineage: Eukaryota; Fungi; Ascomycota; Schizosaccharomycetes; Schizosaccharomycetales; Schizosaccharomycetaceae
Exons: 5
Coding region: 245-1777 (510 amino acids)
Biological process (GO): mRNA cis splicing, via spliceosome
Cellular component (GO): spliceosomal complex; cytoplasm
Molecular function (GO): protein binding
Source: RefSeq, a predicted model, not a curated record
UGUUGAAGCAGAUCAAGAGGAAAAGAAAAGAAAAAAAAUAGAAAAUUGUGCAAGUACGAGUUGCUGGUUAUAUUUAUUUACUUAUUUUCAUCUGAAUACGGUCCGAAAUCACACAUAGAAGAGAUCUGCUACUUAAAACAGAAUAAGAAUUGAAAAGGUUGCAGACAUUGCUCAUUGAAGAAAAAGCACUUUCAUUACGAACUGGUCUGUUUAUAUAUCAAAAAACCUUUAUAUCCAUUCAAAUAUGUCUUUUACAAGAAAACCCUAUGAUCGAUUAAAGAGGGAACGAUCUCUUUCACCUCCAAGACACAGGAGUUACGCAAACAGAGUUCGCAAGACAAGGACGUCGGGAGAAACGGAUGAAAAAGAUGAUGAUCAGGAGGCGCCUAGAGUUCGUGAAUCUAAAGAGAAGGCUUUUUUGAGACAACAAAAGCUAUUAAAAGCUAUUAUAAGAGUGAAGGAGGAUCGAGCCGGUCUACUUGAGAAGCUUUUGGUAAGCCUUUCUCUGCUUUCACAGAAAAACAAUCAGAGUGGAAUUUAUACUGGAAGCAUGGAUUUGACUAAUUUGGAUAUGUUUGACCCAAUUUUUACUAUCAAGAUUGCCCCUGUUGAAGAAAUAAAUAUCCUCAUCGAAAAUAUACCUGAAAUAAUGACAUUAACGGAUGAUACUAUAAGCUCAAAGUUUUGGAAGUCUGUAUACGAACUGGCCGUUUCGUUCUUGGAACUUGAUCAAUACGGGAAUGCUUCACGAAGCUUGAAAACAGUUGCCAAAGAUAUCCAAAGCAUCCUUGCUCCUAAAAAUUAUGACCAACUGGUAGUGUUAGAAACAAAAGUACAAGGAAAACUUCAGAGUGGAGAACCCAUUGACACUGAUUAUUGGGAGGAUCUAUUAAAAUCCAUACAAGCUUAUAAAGCAAUGGCAUAUCUUCGCGAUUUGUUUUCUCAACCACUACAACAACGAAAGCAGGAAAUGGUUCAAGCGGAAAUGGAGAAGGCAGUAUCCGAUGCAAAUUUUUUAUACAAGCAACAAAAUGAUACGCCUCCCCCGAAACUUUACAAACUACCAAUUGACCCCGAUCCAUUAUACCAAAUCGAUACCAUAUCAAAAACAAUACAACCUAUUGAACAAAGGGAUUAUGAAGACGCUUUAUCUGAAAAAGUUGAGGCUGUAAAGGGAAGUAUAUAUAUUCCUACAUCUUUCCAUGUAAAAAACCAAAACAAAAGAACUCCCAAAAAAUCGGUAGCUGACGCUGAGGAAGAAUUUUUCAAAACUGUAAGUGCAAAACUCGAACGUGAAUAUCUCAAAGCCGGAGGCGAAGAAGAACAAGAAAUGGUUGGUGACUUUGUAGAAGGGCAAGUAAGAACAAAAAGUCAAGAUGGAAUACCGUUGAAGAAGCCUAAGUAUUUAAACAAGGUCAUGUUAGGGUUUGAAUGGAAUUCAUAUAAUCAGGCGCAUUAUAAUGAAGCGCACCCACCUCCGAAAGCUGUGCAGGGAUAUCGAUUCAACAUUUUCUAUCCUGACUUGAUUGGCACUACUCGCUCACCAACGUACAAGAUUGAACGUGGACCGAAAGCUGACAGAGAGUCGGCAAUGACACAAGAUAAUGUUUGUAUUAUACGUUUUAUCGCAGGGGCACCAUACCAAGAUAUUGCUUUCUGUAUCGUGGACAAAGAGUGGGACUACAGUGCCAAACGUGAACGAGGGUUUAAAAGCAGUUUCGAUAAUGGUGUACUAUCACUACAUUUCCAGUUUAAAAAAACACAUCACAGACGCUGAUGUAUAGUGGUUUUGUUAUAUAUUUUGUUUCGCGGAUGGAUUUUAUAAACUUUUAAAGAAUACUUUUGAGUAAAGGAUUGAAACCAUAUUGAUUGCUAAAAAUUAAACAAAUGUAGC